Messenger RNA from Fonsecaea multimorphosa CBS 102226, 2307 nucleotides. RefSeq lists its product as uncharacterized. The record is from RefSeq and is a predicted model, not a curated record. Lineage: Eukaryota; Fungi; Ascomycota; Eurotiomycetes; Chaetothyriales; Herpotrichiellaceae. The transcript is spliced from 4 exons. Bases 1 to 2307 code for a protein of 768 amino acids.
AUGGGUCGACAGUCGCAUAUUGCGCGUCUAGCUUUGGGAAGGUCUCCAUUUGGUCCUCCACUAGAAGACGAGAAGGGAGACUUUAUCAUUGGACCAAAUGCGCAACGUCAGACAGACCAUGACUAUAUCCAGCAGUUCGACGAUCGAGGCCAUCCAAGAAAUCUUGCUUCGGAGACAUUGAGGAGGCGACUGCUUCGAGCUCAAAAUGAGGCUCUGUCAACAGUCGGUGUCGUUGUUCGCAAAGCACAAAUGCAACGGUCCUGGUGGCAAUCCAUGAGUGACAUGCAAAGAUACCGACUUCUUUUGGACGAACAUGCCACUGGUGCUUACUGCGAGAUUGUCGAGACUAUUGCCCAAAAUGUCGCUACUCACUGGAUAAUCAACUUCCGCCGACGGCUCCUUACCUUCAAAUCUUACUUGGGAUUGCCAAUUCCUCAGAUGCUAUUCUCUGAGUGGAACAUUAUGGGCCCGAGUGCUUUCCUGUUUGCCGGCUUCUUCCCUGGUACAAUUGCGCGUGUCAGCCAAUUGCUCAGAGUCGCAAUACUAGAAGACGAAAGAAUCAGGAUUUCGAAGUCAAUGCGCCCUUCUAGGUUUUUCAGUCUAUCGAAUAUUGGCAGGUUACUUCGCUGGUCAAGCCUGCAAGUCCUAUGGUUUGCUUUCGAAUACCCGUUCCACGCCUAUUCCGUCCUACAAUCGCUAUACCUCAUCCCGCUGCAUCCGGCGCCCUCCUGGUCAGCCAUGAUACCCUUCAGCAGCCAUUCCCCCAUUCGGAUGUCUCUGGACGCAUCAGACUUGUUUUUGGGGUCCUCUACCCAAUUACUAGUGAAGACAAUUUCCAGUCCCUUCGUCUUGGCCCUCGUCAGAGACCUGAUUGGCAACUAUCUCUUCAAAAAGGUCUACGUUAUUGUCCGUCAAAUGGUGGCCAAACCCGACCGGCCAGAUCGAAUAUCGCUACAAAGUGCCAGAAAUUUGAACCUUGAGACCGCAUCUGUCGAAUUGGAAGAGGCUAUUUUCGGCGACUCGGGUGAAAUGGGCCCACGGUCUAUGAGAGAAACUAUUCAGGCAAUAAUUCCAGCCUCGUUAUGGUUUUGGGUUCGGGUCAUUCAAACACAAAGAGUUCCAUUGGCCGUCGAGCUAAGCCCGAAUAUUGAAAUAGAGCUGCUGGGACGGAGCGCUAUGCAUUACCGAGCACUAUAUCGACAGAAUCGCGAGCUUGAUCUCAGACGUGCGCCGAGGACCCUUCGAGUCAUGGCUAUCCGUGCCGCCUUUCACGAUUUCAAUUUGGAUCCGGACCACUCGAUGAUUGACAUAUUUGAAUUGGCGGAUGAUGUAAGCUUUUUGGCGUCGAGUUCGGUGUCUACUUCGACACCGGAGCCAGAAAACCUUACGCUCUUUACAGAAGCGGUAACCGGCCCCGGCACUGCGAGCGAGGCUCGAGGUGACACCGAACCUGAGAUUGCGCAGGGAGAGCGCCAAUCUGGGAAUAACCAAACUGUAGACAAUGCGAACGCUGAGAAUCUCCUUGUCUGGAGCGACACGCACGAAGAAACCGACGACCCUGACAGGCCCCUCCCGUUCUCAGGCGGUCCGACUGUGGAUGGAGAAAGUGUUCAGCCCACCGUUCCGCUGGAGACCCUUCUUGAGCCGGUCCUGCAUGAUACCGCGGACUCAGGAGAAUUACGACCAGCGAGCCCAGUCCCAGCUACGCCGGAUCAGGGGUCUCCUGUCAUUGAAAUCCCAUCCCAGGGCUCUCCUCUACAACGAACGCCAUCCCCUAUCUCCCCUAUCCCGGGCAUAUCUCGUGCGGCAAGUUUACCCCACACAACACCAAGGCCUGUGCGCCGUCCGACAGUCAUAGAACAGGAUGCACCAGCAAUGGGAGACGAGAUGUUACAACGGCGUCAACCGCAGUCGAAGGAUACACGCAAAGCAGAUGAAAGUCUCUACCGUGUGACUGUUCUUUCAAACCACCCAGCUGAAGCAUUCGCACAUUAUAUGACCUCAAUCAUUGAGUCGAUUGUCCUGCUCCCGCUUGACAUUAUGUUCUUAAGGUCAUUAACUCGAGGAUUUCUCACCCAGCAAUCCGAAGAUCAACACAUGGCCAGGGCCUCUUCACUGCUUAGCGAUGUAUGGCCUCUCACGUCAGGACUGGGAGUGCGAGACCUUUCUAUGGUGCAAAGACUGCAAUUCUGGGGCAAUUUCUUCCUCACGAUUGGCAUGCAAGGGUUGGUAAACUUUGUGAUAUGGUCAGUCGGUACACAGGCAACCGUGAGUCUGGGCGAGAGAUUUGGCUGGGGGAACAUCUGA